GGAGGACGUCAAGAGGAGAAGAGAGCUCAAAAGACCUUGGGACACAUGUCGGGAGGUCCCUACCAUUGAAGACGAGCACACACCCUGGAAGCUGCUUAAGCUUGUAAAUGUCAUCUCUUUGUUUGCAGUAGCUAUUAUUAUCUUUGGACUGGCAAUAUGCAGUAAGGCUUCUUUCCUUCUCCUCGUCACCUUGUCCCAUGAAGAUACGAAGACAAUCCAAGCAAAGCAGAAACCUCUCGCACUGCUGUGUAUUGGCUGCUCUGUAAUUGCACCUCAUGUCCUUCUGCUACUCAAAAGCUUCUGGAAAGCAUGUUACAAAUCAUCAAAGUUGCCAAGAAAAUCAUCUGUAGCCCUGGUUUUCUUCUUAGAGUUUAUAGUUUCUGUGGGGUUAGCAGUGCUUACCAUUGUAGCAAUGCCACACUUGGACAUUGUAACCAAUGUGACCAUCCUAAACAGUGUAGCUGUCCUCUCUGCAUUCCUGCAAGCCGUCGCUCAGUGCACUGCCAAAAAGACGAACAUCUUCCUGCUGCCUUCCAUCAUCGCAAUCCUGUUUAUUUUUGUUGGUUACUGCCUUUUCCUGGUCCUGUACAUUUUGAAAGACCCCACCGAUGUGAAGACAGCCAUCUGGGUGGGUCUUGCUGUUGGUGGGUCGAUCUUGGUAUCUUUCAACUGGUGGGAGAAUUACUUCAGGGUGAUCUGUGUGAAUAGCAAAUCCAACAUCCUGAAAAAUCUGUUUGAAGACUUGACCAAGAGUCAGAACAUGCUGCACAUCAUGUCCAGCUUACUGAGGAUUGUGGUCACUGCCUGUGUGCUUGGUGCCUAUGUUCCUCUGACCAAGAUGGACUGGGACAUUGUGACCUCCAUUCCAAGCAGGGAAACAAGAAUUGUAGCCAUCAUCGUUGGGGUCCAGCUGAUCUCCUCUGCACUCUGCCAUUGGUUUUCUUUAGCAGCCUGUAAGAUGCAUGCUGUCCGCAGAUGCUUCAUUGUGCCUUUGUACCUGGCUUCACUGGCUGUGAUACCAUUGUUUAUUGCUCCUGUCAUUAUUUAUCACAAAAACCACAACUCAAACAUCAACUUCACAAGUUGCUGCGUUGAUGCUGUGAUUGUAAGAAAUCAAAGUCUGAGUGGUGACCUGUUCCCACAUCUGAUUCUGGAUGUCACACAAACUCUCUGCACCCUGAACAUGUCCAUGACACCUGAUUUUGGCCUAUUGACAGGUGCAGGAGUAUUAUGGUGGAUUGGUCUUGUGUUGGCCACCAUCCAUAUUUGGUACCUAAACACCUGCCGCAUCCAGAAGACUCAAGACCUGUUUGUGAGGAGGCUCUAUGAGGGAGCUCUUAUUGAGCAAUCCUUACUACUCAACACACGCUUCCGCAUUCAGUGUAAAAACAGAAGGAAACGGUGA
Xiphophorus maculatus (southern platyfish) is the source of this 1405-nucleotide messenger RNA. RefSeq lists its product as uncharacterized. The record is from RefSeq and is a predicted model, not a curated record. Bases 413 to 1405 code for a protein of 330 amino acids. The transcript is spliced from 5 exons. NCBI's taxonomy places the organism in Eukaryota, Metazoa, Chordata, Actinopteri, Cyprinodontiformes, Poeciliidae.